AUGGGAAGCGGCGACCUUCUUCUCGAAGUGCGUGACAAGCUCCAAUACAGCAAACUGACCAAACUUGUUGCGUUCGGUGACAUUCCAGUCUCUGUGGGCCCCCACCGGUCAAUGAACACUACAGGUGCAACGUCGCAGGAAGCACCUGCGGUUGGCUCGGACACUUCUGCUAGCGCUGAGGGUGACAGAUGCACCACCAAUGAACAAGCGGCCAGCAGUAUAAUGCACACGCGAGCGUCUUCCAAUACGUCCGAACUGACAACCUCGGAAGCGUCGACAUUCAUGUCGACAAAGCAGGCGACGAUGGCAACGCCGAUGACGCCGGAGAGGACGACGUCUACUGCUCAGUCGACAACCGUGGAGACAACGACAUUAGCUGCGGAGACAACCCCGACGACAAUUUCCGUGACAGAAACGACGACAGCUCCUCCUCCUCCGACGAUGAGCGUGCCAACACACCGCAACCGUGGGGAGAGGACGACGUCUACUGCUCAGACGACAACCGUGGAGACAACGACAUUAGCUGCGGAGACAACGCCGACGACAAUCUACGUGACAGAAACGACGACAGCUCCUCCUCCGACGACGACGAGCAUGCCAACAAAGGCUACAACUACCCCUUUGGAGAUAACGCCGAAGCCGUACGAGUGUGCUACACGGGACUGCAAAGCCAUCAGCACGGGCCUGGUGCGGAUGCUUCGGCGCCAGGCGGAUCCUUGCAGGUUCUACAACACCUACGUCUGCGACCCAUCCGAGGCCGAUUUCGCGCUGUCUCAGCCGUCAGUGCCAGUGGUGCAGAUCGGCAACGCCAACACCUCUUCAGACGGCGGCACUAAAGCUAAAUCAUCUGGCCCCGCUAGCGGGGACACGAAGACGACGUACGGAGCUCUGAAAGACCUGUGCCUGGCCUACGGUGACGUGGACGACGCUGAGGUAGGCGAUGCACUCGCCUUCCUGUCGGUGCUGAAGCUGAACCUGACCGGCAUGCGCGACAACGCCGAGGAGGACCCCUUGCAUCGGUCCAUGCAGUUGUCGCUCGAGUUCGGCGUCCACUCACUGCUGAACUUCCAGAGGGUGUUCGAGUACGUCGUCGAUGCGUCGGAGCCAUUUCGCCUGGAGAUAAGCGUAUCUGCGCAUGUGCGAGAUUUUGUAGCCGACUGGGUACAGGUCAACCAGGAUGUAUGGCCAAAGUUCUUCGAGUAUUGCCUUUCACUCUGUGGCUUGCCUAUUGGUUCACCACUCAACAAAAACCUCAGGGACCAGCUGAUCUCUCUUGACGAUGAAGUGGCAUACAUCUUGUCGGCCCGUGCGGAUCCGGUAACCAAGGAAGCGUUCCUGGAUUCCCCGUCUGCCGUUACAAUCGACGAACUGGAAGCUUACACUGAGAGCACUGUCUCUUCGGACCGUUGGCGCCAGCUGCUGACCGAGCACGCCCGCGCUGAGUUCGUGGUACACGAGAAUGUGCUUGCCUACCCUCGCGCCCUUAAGCUGGCGGAUCUGCUCUCGCACCCUCGCCGGCGCCUCGCCAUGCGCCGCCUUGUGGCCUGGCACUUGCUGCUCUUGCUGCUUGGGCCCAAGAGAGCGGUGCUGCAGGCCUACCAGGAUGCCACCUAUGACGCCAUCAAGAUGCCGGGACACCUACCGGAGACCACACUGCGUAGGUGCGAAACCAUGCUAGUUCACACCAGGGGAAUUCAUGGAGUGGUGCUCUCGUUUUUCGACGGCACAUCCAACAUCACGUACGGGAGCAUCGUGAAGGCUGGCAACCUCAUGGCGUCCAUUCAGGACGCAGCCGUCCAGGUGCUGCAACCCAAUGGGUCGGCGUUGACGCUGCGCCAGUUUUCCCUGAGCCGCAUCACAGGCUUCCCGCAGUCUACCUGGUCGUCGGGGCAAUUUUCACCCUUCUGGGUGCUCGAGGAGUUGGGUGCGGGAUUCCUGCGCGACUGGCUGUCCACGCUGCGCAGCUGGCAUGCCCUUCCGCCAAUUGUGCAGGCGCACCUGCUCCUGUUAGCCGGUGUUGUGCCGGUGGACGCGUACUUCUACAAGUACUUCCAGCCACCGCACUUCUACGAGGACGGCCUUGCCGCGUACAACUUCGCUUCUUUGGGACAAAUUGUUGCUCACGGCUUCGCCCGCCACGUCAUCCAGGACUUGCCCGAGGCGUACAUGGAAAAAUGGGACGGAUACUGGGCCAAAAAUGACAUAACCAGCAUCAACUAUAUGUACUGUUUGCACGCCGUCAACAACAGCGUGGACACGGUGCCGCCCAUAGAGCGGCUGCAGGAAGGCGCACUGAAGGGCAGCGUACUCGAGCACCUGGUGGCCACGCGCCUGGCCUUCCUGGCGUUCACCGAGAGCCCCAAGGGCAGUCAGGAUCAACUGCUGCCGCACGUCGACCUCCCACCCGCGGUGCUGUUCUUCGUGUUCCACUGUUCGUACAGCUGCCGGCGCGGUGACUCCGCGCAGCUGUACCCGCGAGGCCAGGACUGCAUGGUGGUGUUCCGGUGGACCUCGAGGUUCACUGACCUCAUUCCCUGCGGCCAUGACACCGGCCGGCAGAGUCGCGCGCAGUGCCGACACCUGUAGGCACGUGGAGCGAUACCUAUACGCAUCCGGAGUCCUGAUACUACUAGUGACAGAGUUUCGGAAAAUCCCUGCAUUCCUUUCUUUCUUAUUUGGUUCCUUACGCAGCACUUCAAUUUUGUAUUGUAUCGACGUGUAGAUUUUUCUGGUAAUUUUUUGCUCUCACGCAGUUUGAGCAGUAAUUACGUGCAGAAGUUAGUAAAAGAAAACGACAAUAUGCACUUGUAGUAUGUGUUGGUCUGAUCUUUAACCCAUGUACAGAUAUGUAUCGCUGACUCAAGAAUCGACGCUUUCCCUGUUGUCACUACUAUUAUUAAGCGCGUACGCGGAAACAUUACUAAGCAGACCUCCCCGAAAAAUUUCCCUACCUCAAA
Messenger RNA from Dermacentor albipictus, 2957 nucleotides. RefSeq lists its product as uncharacterized. NCBI's taxonomy places the organism in Eukaryota, Metazoa, Arthropoda, Arachnida, Ixodida, Ixodidae. The record is from RefSeq and is a predicted model, not a curated record.